AUGGCAGACUCAGAUAUCCUUAAAUCUCUUUCUCUGAAUUCCGUCAUCUCGACGGCCUCUUCAUUCAGUCUCCAGUUUCAAAAUGCGGGUUUUCAACCCCACUUGCAACAGCUCAAUCAAAUCGGAGCCGGGCUACAGGGAGUAGUCUUUGAACAGGUCGGGAAGCCUUUGGCUAUGAAAAAGGAAACACCCGGAAACGAAACGCGACGAUCGAAUCUCCAUCAUGAGUAUUCGUUGCAUUGGUAUAUUUCGACCGCAUUUGCGCAUUACCACUCCAUCAACCGUGAAGUCCACGUUCCGAAACCCUUCCAGUUUAUCUCGAGGAAAGAGAACGACGCUUUUUGGGAUGAGAUCCUACCAAAGACCCCCCGGCCCUACCGCAUGCGCGGGGACCUCGUGAUGAUGGAGCGAAUUCUUCCAUUACCGAAAGUCGUGCGAAAAGCCUUCAUCUCUCAGUUUUACGCACCCGAACAAAAUCUCGAUAGCACUGAGAUCGAAGCCCUCCUUAAUCACACUCCAAAUAAGCACUGCCUCGCCCGAGUUUACCUUGGCAAGAGAAAUGGCACCUUUGACCGCGUAACCCCGCUGAGAAACUUUCCUCUGUAUCUUGGUCUGAUGGAGCAGGUUGGGAUUGAUCCUAUCCCACUUGCAAGGGCAAUGGGCAAAGCAUACGCAAUCUUGCACUGGGGUGCUGCCGUCAACGGUGAUGAUGUCGAGUUUGUGCUUGGCACAUCGGUCACAGAGGCCCAGGGACCAGAACAUGGGCCAGAUUUACAGCACCGCACGGUUCAGAUGUAUCUUCUAGAUUUCGGCCAGUGCGAGGUGGUAGACCUGAGUCAAGAUCCCGAUAUUGUUUAUCAAGCUUUCAAAGGAGCUAUGGUGACAGGGGAUAACCAAUGGUUUAUCCCACAUUAUUCGAGGAGCCCGACACUGUUCGCGACAUUCCGAAAAGGAUACAUUGAAGCGGGCAAUAUGAUUCUAUCAGAGAAACAGCUGAAGAAUAAGUACAACAUGGAGGACUUCAUGCAGGAAUACGAGGAGUAUGCCGAGGAUUUCCUGUAA
Penicillium griseofulvum is the source of this 1062-nucleotide messenger RNA. RefSeq lists its product as uncharacterized. The coding region runs from base 1 to 1062 and encodes 353 amino acids. The transcript has a single exon. Lineage: Eukaryota; Fungi; Ascomycota; Eurotiomycetes; Eurotiales; Aspergillaceae. The record is from RefSeq and is a predicted model, not a curated record.